This is a messenger RNA of Trichosporon asahii var. asahii CBS 2479, 291 nucleotides long. RefSeq names its product import inner membrane translocase subunit tim13. The coding region runs from base 1 to 291 and encodes 96 amino acids. The transcript is spliced from 3 exons. Lineage: Eukaryota; Fungi; Basidiomycota; Tremellomycetes; Trichosporonales; Trichosporonaceae. The record is from RefSeq and is a predicted model, not a curated record.
AUGUCGUCUCUCUUCGGAUCCAGCGGUGCCGCCACCACUUCCCAGCAGCAGAAGGAGCAGCUCAAGCAGCAGAUCCAGCAGGAGCUUGCUGUUGCCGGUGCUCAGCAGCUCAUCAACAAGAUCACUGAGAACUGCUUCGCCAAGUGCAUCACCCGCCCCGGCACCUCGCUCGGCGCCUCUGACGAGCGCUGCCUCACCCAGUGCAUGACCCUCUACAUGGCCGCCUUCGACCAGGUCUCGCGCUCCUACGUCGCCCGUGUCUCCAAGGAGCGCAACGCUGCCCAGCAGUAA